AAGAAAAGAAAAAAAGAAGUGCAAGAUGACUAGUAUGAAUAACAAUAUUUAGAAGGGGAUAUAAAGAGGCAAGAGGUGCAGUGGAGUGAGGUGCAGUGCAGUAGUGCUUAUUUAUAGUGCUUAUUUACUCCAACGCAAAGCUAAAACGUUAAACACGCACAAAAAAAUUUCAUUUCUGAAAAGAGAAGCAAACAACAACCAUCACAUGACUCGUCCCUUGAGACUUUUAGGCGAGCGCAACUCGUCCUCCGACUCACCUGAUUCCACCGUCGUUGACUCUGACUUCGUCGUCAUCCUCGCCGCUCUUCUCUGCGCUCUCAUCUGUGUUCUUGGUCUCGUCGCCGUCUCACGCUGCGCCUGUCUCCGCCGCUUACGUUUCUUCUCCACCUCCGCUGCGCAGCCUCCUCCUCCUCCUGCCGCCGCAAACAAAGGCGUCAAGAAGAAGGUUCUGCGCUCUCUUCCGAAGCUCACCGCGACAUCCGAAUCCGCAGUAAAAUUCUCCGAUUGCGCGAUCUGUCUGACCGAGUUCGCCGCCGGAGACGAAAUCCGAGUGCUGCCUCAGUGCGGCCAUGGGUUCCACGUGUCCUGCAUCGACGCGUGGCUCAGAUCGCAUUCGUCAUGCCCGUCGUGCCGUCAGAUACUGGUGGUUUCGAGGUGUGACAAGUGCGGCGGGAUCUCUCCCCCUGGGAACUCGAGCAACGCGCCGCCACCGGAUUCAGAGGCCAUAUUCAAGGACGAUGCCAAUCGAUUCUUGCCAUAGCUUCAGCUUCUGGUUUCAGUUAAUAUUAACUGAAAUUACUCGAUCCUUUUUCUUUUUCUAAUAUUGUUUAUAUAAUAUAAUAUGUAUAAUAUGGAAUACUAGUUAUGUGUAGGGAUUUGUUAAUUAGAGUUUGCAGCACAUGGUUAGGAUUGUAAUUAGCAGUUGUAUUAUUGUAUUUGUACUCUCUCGAGUCAAUUGUGUCAAAUCUGAUUCUCUGCAAUUGCAACCAUUAUUUUCUCUUUCAUG
Molecule: messenger RNA, 1006 nt
Organism: Gastrolobium bilobum
Lineage: Eukaryota; Viridiplantae; Streptophyta; Magnoliopsida; Fabales; Fabaceae
Product: RING-H2 finger protein ATL8-like
Exons: 1
Coding region: 206-760 (184 amino acids)
Source: RefSeq, a predicted model, not a curated record